GAGCACGUCGUGGUUUUCAAAAGUGCCCUUCCUUGGGGGGGGGGGCUCAAUCUUGGGGGAUCUCAGGCCGAGCGCCCACAAACCGAGACACCCCCAGUUAGUGGAGACGUCUGCAAACGCUGACCUCAAUAGCGCUGGAUCCCUUGUGUUAGGAGAGCAUGUAGGGCCCCCGCCAUGAUCAGGGCCCCUUUGUGCAUAAACACAGAGUAACGUUACAAUCCCUGUCUCUGGGAGCUCGCUGAGGAAAGUGAAUCUGGUUGUGCCUCAGUUUCCUCCUGUGUAGAACGGGGAUAAUGACCCCUCCCUGGGGGGCUGACUCCCUUCCUGUGUGGGGCUCAGGCCCAGAGACCAGCCUGUGAGUUGCUCUGUCCACGGCAGUGGAUGAGGCAGGGGCCACACACGGCAUAUGAGGAUCCCAACACUAGGGAGCUGUAACUCGGUGUCUGUGGGGUGGGAGCCCAGCUGGCAGGGCCGGGAUUCUGGGUGGGGGGAACUCUGGGAUCUGGCAGAGAAUCUCUGCUUGGGGGCCCCUGGAUCUGCAUGUGGUUGGGGCCAGCCGGGGCUGGGUGGGUGCCUGGGUCUGGCUCUCAGUGUCUGUCUCCUGUGCGCAGAUCCAGAGUUACCCAGACCCUCCAUCUCCCUGAGCCUCACUUCGGUCACUGCCCCAGGGGCAGACGCCACCAUCUGGUGUCAGGGGCAGCGCCGGGACGUGAGCUUCUUCCUGUACAAGGCUGGAGACCUGAACCCGCAGCAACGCAUGGACCCUGCUGGGGCCUGGGCCGAGUUCCGCAUCCCCAGCGUGGGCCGGCAGCACGGAGGGAGCUACAGCUGCAGCUACCGGCCCCGGUCAGAGCCCUUCGUCUCCUCGCAGCCCAGCGACCCCGUGCAGCUGGUGGUAGCAGGGGGAACUGACCCGACCCAGCCUGGAGCGGCGCCGGCUCCCACCCGCCCGGGCAGCCCAGGGCCAGCAGCCCCCCCGGGGCGCCCGGAUUUCACCCACACCAACAUCGCCCGCCUGGGGCUGGGCGCCGCGGUCCUGCUCGUCCUGGGGCUGAUCCUGGCCGAAGCCUAUUACAGCCGCCCGAGGGGGGCGCCCUAGCUGAGGUGACCCCAUUGUCGCUUGCCUCUGGAUCCUUAUUCCAGUGUCUCCACAUCCUUUCUAUGGAGCGGGGACCAGAACUGGACACAGCUCCCGGCCUGCCCAGCGCCGAGCAGAGCGGUUCUCACCGCCCGGGAAGUGCGCGCUGCACCUCUGGUAGUGCAGCUGCACGUUGCAUUUGCUUUUGUCUUGCACCGGCAUCGCGUCGCUGACUCAUGUUGAGGGUGCGAUGAUCCACCACAGCUCCCCGCUCCGUCCCAGCAGUGCUGCUGCCAACCCAGCUACCCCCAUCCUGCGUUUGUGUCUUUCGUUUUUCUUUCCUUAGUGCAGCACCUCCAUUGACUUUCGACCAGCUUGGAAAAGAGACGACUAAGGGGGGAUACGAUGGAGGUGUUACCGAAAUAUCGGGUCUGCCUACCUGAGAGCCAAUAACAACCUGACAGGGAUAAGGAAAAGAUGUUUUAUUCUGCAGAAGAAAGAGCUCUGUAUCAAGAUAGAAAAACUCUGCUGCACACAAGUUUCACAAGCUUUUUAUACACUUUCAGACAAAGACCAUGCCGUGUUAACCCUUCAUUGGUGGGUGUCCAACCCCGUGCUUCUGUUAUCUGGUUAGUAAAAACUGGCUUGGAGCAAGAUUUCUCUGCUUUGAGGCAGAAGAGAAAAGAUAGUUAAAAAGUUCAGGUCACUGUGUACGUAAGGCUUCUGCUUCCCCCUACUGGCCGCUUGUAAGCUAUUAAGGGGGACCACUAGUAACUUUCACAGAGGUCUGUAAAAUCAUGACGGGUGUGAAGAAAGUAAAUCAGGAAGUGUUAUUUACUCCUUCUCAUAAGACAAGAACUAGGGGGCACCCAAUGAAAUGAAGAG
Molecule: messenger RNA, 1963 nt
Organism: Mauremys mutica (yellowpond turtle)
Lineage: Eukaryota; Metazoa; Chordata; Testudines; Geoemydidae
Product: leukocyte immunoglobulin-like receptor subfamily A member 6
Exons: 4
Coding region: 407-1099 (230 amino acids)
Source: RefSeq, a predicted model, not a curated record